GAGGAGGAGGGUGAGAAAGAAAGAGGGAGGGAGGAGAGCCAGGCAGCGUUUGAGGCAAUGUAAUUGACAAGAAGGCUCGGAGUGGCGAAAUAAACACGCUCGGGAUUUGUGUGUUUUUUUUUUUUUUUAAUCCCACAACCCGAGCUCCUCUGCGGCUACACCUGACCCCACACUCCCUCCAACCGAUUCGAGUGAACCCGUGUGAAAUUAUGUCCCGUUCGGCGCACGUCCAGCCGGCAAGAUGAUGACGCUUUCACCGCGGAGAGGCUCGGAGCGUGCGCCCGACGCGGUGCUCCUGCUGUCGGUGUGGCUGCUGCUGCUCGCCGCGUCUCCGCGCGGGGCGGCUCUGGCCAAGGAUACAGCCUUUGUGGAGGUGGUGCUGUUCGAGUCCAGUCCCAAUGGAGAUUAUACGACGUACACGACUGGCUUGCAGGGACGCUUCUCCAAAGCUGGAGCCACGAUCAGCGCGGAGGGGGAGAUCGUACAAAUGCAUCCUUUGGGACUGUGCAAUAAUAAUGAUGAGGAGGACCUUUACGAGUAUGGCUGGGUCGGAGUGGUGAAGCUGGAGCAACCGGAGCUGGACCCGAGCUGUCUCACAGUCCUGGGAAAGGCAAAGAGAGCGGUGCAGCGGGGAGCCACGGCCGUCAUCUUUGAUGUAUCGGAGAAUCCGGAUGCCAUCGAUCAGCUCAAUCAAGUCGCCGAGGAUCCGCUGAAGCGGCCGGUGGUUUACGUGAAGGGCAACGACGCCGUCAAACUCAUGAACAUCGUGAACAAGCAGAAAGUGGCCCGCGCUCGGAUCCAGCACAGACCACCGAGGCAGCCCACAGAAUACUUCGACAUGGGCAUCUUUCUGGCUUUCUUUGUUGUCGUGUCGCUGGUGUGUCUAAUCCUGCUCAUCAAGAUCAAACUGAAGCAAAGGAGAAGCCAGAGCUCCAUGAACAGAAUGGCCAUCCAGGCGCUGGAGAAGAUGGAGACGAGGAAGUUCAAGGCUAAAGGGAAAGGGCAGAGCGAGAGCAGCUGUGGAGCGUCUGAUUCGCUGAGCAGCAGCUCCACCUCCGACUGCGCCAUUUGUCUGGAGAAGUACAUCGACGGGGAGGAGCUGCGGGUGAUCCCUUGUGCUCACAGAUUUCAUAAAAAGUGUGUGGACCCCUGGCUGCUGCAGCAUCACACCUGCCCCCACUGCAGACACAACAUCAUAGAGCAAAAGAAGGGGAAUCCAGGACCAGCGUGUAUAGACCCUGGUAGUGCGAUCCACGGCAGGCAGCGGGUGGUUCUCCCAGUCCAUUAUCCUGGCAGGGUGCACCGAGCUGGCCAGGUGACGGCCUACCCAACCAGAACCAGCAUGGACCCCCAUGGCAACCCCAUCACUGUUCUCACAGUGGACCAGCACCCAGAUCCUCAAGGUCUGUACCCACCCCAAUCAGCGUCUGCCUUUCUACGGAGCUACCACCCCACCCUCCAUCUGGAGCAUUCACUCAACCCCCACCACUGCAGACUGGAGCACCGUGGACCCCCUGCCUACCCCGCUCAGCCGCAUCACGCUGCUUUUAAACGACCCAAGUUCCAUGGACGCAGCUUCUCCCGGGCGGCUUGUUUUUCCCAGUACGAGACCAUGUACCAGCACUACUACUUCCAGGGCUUAUCUUUCCCUCAGCAGCCUGAAGGAGGCCAGGGGCCCACUGUGCCAGGGCAACUUGGCGGAGUGGGGGGGGUCCACAAGGGCCACCACAGCAGAGCAUUUCAGCAAGGACUCUUAUACCCCACGGUGGUGCACAUGGCACCUCCCUCCUCUUCCAGAAUAGGAGACAGCGGCAGCACUUCUGGCCUGAGCUGUUACCACGGUCACCGCUCGGUGUGCAGCGGUUACCUGGCUGACUGUCCCGGCAGUGACAGCAGCAGCAGCAGCUCCGGACAGUGUCACUGUUCCUCCAGCGACUCCAUGUUGGACUGUACUGAAGUCAGCAACCAGGGGGUGUACGGAAGCUGCUCCACUUUCCGCAGCUCGCUGAGCAGCGACUAUGACCCCUACGUGUACCGGAGUAAAAGCCCUUGUAGGGGCUCCACUGGGGAAGCGGGGACUGCAGCUUGCACGACAGUUCCUGCUGAGGACUCGGCAAUCCCCACGUCUUUGGGACACGACUGCCUCCAGCUGCCUUCAGGAGCAUCAGGAUACAGCUCGGGGGAACACCACUCCAACUGCAGUUUGGAGCCCAACUAUAGCAGUCGUUCAUCACUGGAACCCAGAGAGAACAGCAGCACUACCUCAGCUGGGGCUCCGGAGGCCGCUGCAGCCGACAGGGUGAAGGGAGUCCUAGAGGAGUCGGGGGAACUAGGGGCUGCGGCCUGUAGCUGCUGUUUCGAGGUUAUUCCUCCCAGUGCCGAGUGCAAAGGGCAGGACUUGGACCAAGCUGGGCCUGUAGCCUCAGGACGCUGUCAAAGGGGGGUAGACUUUCAGAGCGCCGCCUCCAAGAACUACUUUGUUCCGGAGCACCUGUGUCCUCCGUCAGAGCAGGUGAGCUAUGAAGGGCUGCCUUGCUGCUUCUACAAAGAGAUGAAGGUCCACAGGGCCACGCCGGGACAUUUCACCGAGGACUACGCUGUCAACGUACAGUAUGCACACGCAGACUCCGAGGCCUGCUCUGGACAGGGCUGCUGCGAACUUAACCACAGAAUACCCAUAAUUCCCGAGGACACAAGCUGUGAACUAGGCUCGGGGGCAGAGACCCAGAGCAGUUUAUUACCCGUCAGCAUCACGAUGGAGUCGGAGUUGCGGACAGGGGAGCAACACGAGCUUAAGGAGAGGUACUUCCCCUCGGGACAGCUGAGAGGUCAGGCGGAGGAGACCAGAGCUUUGUUCCACUCUCAGCUCCCUGCAAGCCCACCUGCACUGGGAACCAGUACUUCAAGAAACGAGGGAGAUCUGAGCUUAUGAGUCUAGAAGGAAGUGUGGUACGGUGUCAGCCGUUUGUUGAAACCCUGAGUUGCCUUGUUCUGACCGUGCUCCCUGAGCGCUGAAUGUUUUCAUCUUAGAUUGUGUGGUUUUCUACUGAAAGGGCCUGAUUUUUCUAGAUGAGCAGUUUCACAUUCAUUCCUGUGGCCACCAACAUCUCUAGAUACAAUAAAAUGGUUAGUCGUUACCGCAGCGGACGUUAAGCAGAGUCUAGCUGUCGUGGACGGGUUCGUAUUCUGAGCCCUGUUUUCAAAUUUAUAAAUAUUUUAGUGAAAGCC
Messenger RNA from Nematolebias whitei (Rio pearlfish), 3228 nucleotides. RefSeq names its product zinc and ring finger 3 (gene znrf3). The transcript has 8 exons. Gene Ontology annotation, biological process: Wnt receptor catabolic process; negative regulation of canonical Wnt signaling pathway; ubiquitin-dependent protein catabolic process. The record is from RefSeq and is a predicted model, not a curated record. Gene Ontology annotation, molecular function: ubiquitin protein ligase activity; frizzled binding. Lineage: Eukaryota; Metazoa; Chordata; Actinopteri; Cyprinodontiformes; Rivulidae. The coding region runs from base 242 to 2932 and encodes 896 amino acids.